Penicillium samsonianum is the source of this 1407-nucleotide messenger RNA. RefSeq lists its product as uncharacterized. Lineage: Eukaryota; Fungi; Ascomycota; Eurotiomycetes; Eurotiales; Aspergillaceae. Gene Ontology annotation, biological process: autophagy; protein autophosphorylation; peptidyl-serine phosphorylation. The record is from RefSeq and is a predicted model, not a curated record. Gene Ontology annotation, cellular component: cytoplasm; autophagosome. The transcript is spliced from 4 exons. Bases 1 to 1407 code for a protein of 468 amino acids. Gene Ontology annotation, molecular function: protein serine/threonine kinase activity; protein binding; ATP binding.
AUGUCGAGAGUUCCCGACUGGGUUCUGGAUUCUAAGCUUGAGACUCAUUUCCUGCCUGGUAACAAACACGAGACGGUGCAUACCUACUACGAACAGGAAUCCCUUUCCCAGCGGCCAAUCAAAAAAUCAGAACACUGGGAACGGGAGAAGAAAAUUGGCGAUGGUGGGUUUGGAGAAGUGUGGCUGGAGAGAUGCACAAAAGGAAAGAAUCGUGGCCAUGUCGUCCGUGCAACAAAGCAGAUGGAGGUGCGCCGGCAGAUAGACUACGGCCGUGAGCUCGAGGCUAUUGCGAAGUUCUCACAUCCAAAGCACGAGCGAUGUUUUGUCAAGUCUUUUGGGUGGUACCAGACCGAAGCCAGCUUAUUUAUUGCAAUGGAAUAUCUUCAGCUAGGGGAUCUACAAGGUUAUCUGCACGACCAGAAGCAGCCGCUGCCGGAAUUUGAGGCGCAGGGCAUCAUGUCCCAAAUUCUUGAGGGCCUUUAUUUGAUGCACGACAAUGGAUUUGCACAUCGUGACUUGAAACCCAAUAAUAUCCUCUUGAAAUCCUGUCCACCAGAUGAUUGGUGGGUAAAGAUUGCGGACUUUGGGAUCAGCAAACGUAUCGAAGAUGACCUUGGAAAAUCAACAACCAUGAAGGGCACCCCCGGAUAUAUUGCUCCCGAGCUUUAUGAAUUCACCCAAAGCGACAGUCCAUAUGCCGUUGACAUUUGGGCAGCUGGAGAGGUUAUGUUCCAAAUUUUGACGAAACAACCCACAUUCAAGCAUCCAGGAUUGCUCUUCACCUAUGUCCAAACGCCUGACAUUUUCCCUUCCAAUCAACUUUUGGCCAACGAGGUCAGUCAAGCUGGAGUUGAGUUUGUCUUGUGUCUUAUGGAUCCUACGCCGGCAGGCAGACUGUCAGCCAAAGAUGCGUUACACCACAGGUGGAUUGAUCAGUCAUUACCCUACAAUCGCAACUCAGCUACACUUGCGUAUAAAGAGGCACAUACUACAUCAUCGCUUGACUCAAUGACAGAAGAAUUUGCGUCAUGGAACACCUUCAAAUCUCCAGAGGCAUUCGAAACCUUCAGUCCGAGGAGAACAGAGGAAUUGGGGACAUCAUCUCUCCAGACUUCUAGCAACGAAAUUGUAAAGUUUCAGCCAGUGCAACAGAAAAGUGCCACAGCUGUCAGCAUGAUGCUUUCUAGAACGCUUAAGGGCCAUUCUUCAUGGGUGACUUCCGUGGCAUUCUCACCCGAUGGUAAAUGGGUGGCAUCUGGAUCGAGGGACAACACAGUCAAGCUCUGGAAUACUAUUACGGGCGCUAUAUACAAAACGAUCCCGGGCCAUUCAAAUACCGUCAUAUCCGUGGCAUUCUCACCCGAUGGGCCAUUCAAAUACCGUGACUUCCGUGGCAUUCUCACCUGA